CCCCCCUUCUCUUGCACCCCAAAACCCACCUCCUCCCUGUUCCUUCUUUUUCCCUGUCUGGAUGCGGACACACGGCGCACCCGAGCAUACAUCGUCAGUCCGCCUCCAUGGCCUAUCUUUCCCCUUCUCCUUAUAAGGCCCAGUGCGUACGAGCUUGAGUCUGGGCUCCGUACCCUUUUCUAUCGUAGCACUAGUUCCCCUUUCACCCGACUUCUUCCUCCGGCGAGUGUGCCCGCGUGGAUUUAUACGCUCCUACCCGCCGUUGGACAAUCACUUGCCCGGGUCUCCAUGGACAUUUUGUUUUCACACUACGCCGUCGGGGGCCUGCCCAAGUCGGCGAUGGCGGAGGUUGAACGGCGAACGCAGGAUUUGCUCGGAUCCAGCAGUUUCCAGCGGAUGCUGGAGCUGGAGAAGAAGUACAAGAACGAGCGAGCGCGAGCCUCACAUCCCCUCCUCCCCUCAUCUCAGUCUCAACCUUCAACCGGACUUAGAAGCGGCCCACCUCCUCGACCUGCCCGCCCUGCCUCUUCCUUUCCGCAAGAGCAGUUCCUCAUGGUCAACGCAACGAGACACUCGGUCAUUCCGCAUUCACUAUCUAUCACUAUCCCUCAGGCCGCCGACGACCAAAGGCGGAACCGGCAAAGCGAACGGGAAGUCAAGGAGGUCGACAACGAGUCCACAGAUAGCGGCACCCCGACAAAUAGUGAGCCGUCUCAGAAGCAGGUCAAGUUUCUCGCUCCAGAAAACGGAGGCAAGAAGGAAGAGGAGGACGAGGAAGAGAAACAGGAGGAGCAAGAGGAGGAGGAGGAGGAGGACGACGACGACGAGAGGUCGGAGCAGUCGUCGAUUUGCCAGUCCCCCAGCUGGGAGGGCUACGGCCAGAGAAAGAAGGACAAGAAACUCGAGGCCGAGCGUCGAAAAAGAGAAAAGGAACGUGCUGAGAAGGAGGCCAAAGCUGCAAGGAAACGGAACACGGCAAGGCUAAGCAAAGCGCCGCCGCCGCGGCCGCCAGUGGCAACCGACCAGGAAUCCCGGCCUUUCGCGUUAACUGCUGCAGAUCGCUCAAUGUCAGAUCCGCUGUUGGUCAGCCGGGGCGGACAGCAGAGUGCUCAGUCCCUUCAUCGGCCAGAAGAGGUUUCGAAAAUGACGGUCACUGCUGGUGACGCUCAACAAAGCCAGCGGCAUCGGCCCGGUGACAACGGACCACCCCAGCAACAGGGGAUACGCAGAUCCGUUUCGGAAGGACCAACGGUUUCCAUCCAGCAGGCCGUCCCAGCAGUUCAUUCGCAACAUGAAAGUCGGUCCGCGCACGAUGCCUUUCCACAAUCAGCCUCGAGAACCCCAAGGCUGCGCCGCACGUCCCCUUCAGGAAUCCGAAGCAACUCUUUGUCGCAGGGGGCAACGAGUGCCAACCACUCGCAGGAGACGCUGACUGGGACUCCAGGCGCCGAAGGGGCUCGCCGCAACGGCUAUGUGCUCCAGCAAAGAGCACAGGCCGCGGAACGGGCUAUGGCCGGGUUCAUGGACGAGCAACUGUUCGUCAAGAUUGCUCAAUACUAUCCGCCAUCGGGCCCAAGUUCCGGACAGUCUCAGCACGCGAGGCGCUCAUCUCUGACACAGGAAGCAAAGUCCGCCGCACUGAAGCUCGUGGGGAUGAAGCCACCCUCAACUUCAGCCAGGAGUGCUCUCGGAGAGGCCGAUCCCUUGACCUUUAAGGCGAUUCCGUACUCUUCUAGCAUAAAAACAUCGACGCCAACAGAGGGUGUGUCCAAGUCUUCCAGUGGAGUCGACAGCUCCCCUCGCCAGCACGAUCGCGAGCAACCUCCGAACUCCAGGGCGGCUGUUCCACGAGGAAUGACUGACUCUGCAGCCCUCGAAAGGCCUUCACCUUCUCGAAACUCGAUUAAUUCGCACGAUAUUCCAACGGCCGGUUUCGACCUCGGCGGUCACGGCAAGACAAGCCAGAACUCGAACGACUUUGCCGCUGCGGCAAUGGCCGGGUCCAACGGGCAGCAUCAGCCCGUGGAAGGCUUAAAACCAUCUGUUCCUUUGCCGCCAUACUACAGGCUGCGCGCUCUUAUGCAGUCGCGCGCAGAGAAAAAGACGUCUCAGGCGGUCGUUAAAGUGGCCUCGGAGUCUGCUGCUUCAGCUCCAGGAGCAGCAGUGUCGGAUGCUGAUCGAGCAAAGUCGGUCGAGACGAGGCCAAAUGAGAGCCCCCCGGCGUCUGAGGGUUCCUCGUCAUCAUCCGCCUUCGAGGAUGGUUCGCAGAGCCCGUCACCAACGAUGACACCAGACACCUCGCGACCACAGUCAGCAAAGGAUGUUCUAGUAUCCAGGAGUGAGCGUGCCAAAGAGAGCACCGAGCGUCCCGGAUCCCGCGACGACGAAAGGACACUGCGCCAGUCUUUGAAGUCGAGCAAGUCGAGCAUACCCCGUGCCGCCAACUCGGAAACGCGCCGAAGUAUUCAGGCGGAGAAGGAUGACCUGUGUAGCAGAACGGCAUUGCUCAUCGACACCGACUGUGAUACGCAGUCGUUCGUGACUAUUGUUUCCAACCUGGAUAAGUUGGAUGGAACCGAGCCGGAACCUUGGAGGAACACACCACGAUGUCGGGCGGAAGUUCAGCAGCGGGUGGAGGCCCUCAAGCCGGUAUCUAGGGCCAAUAACAAGGUCCGAGAUGCCGAGCCCACAAUAUCGCCGCCCCCGCGGUCUGCGAAACGGAGCGUGAGCUCAGCCAACGGGCCACCAGCCGCGUCUUCUAUCUCGUCGGAGGAGCGUCGAGAGGGUGAUGGGACAGCGCGAGGCCGGGUGAGAGCAUCUCAAGAUGGCGUGAGUGCGCCGCGGAGCAAGGACUCGCCGAGGUCGACGGGAACAAGACAUCGAGUGAAGAUGACUGAGGAAGAAAGCGACAAGAGGAGGAGAGGUGCCGCGGAAAGGCAUCAGCAGGAUGUUCAACCCAAGCAAAAAGGUCCGCGGGUGUCGGAAGCGGUGUCGGAUCUGAGAAGGCAGAUGGAUGAGGAUGAAGGCUGGUUUGCGCGUGGUCGUGCGCAGCGCGCCGAGUGGGUGCCCAGCUCGGUCUCGUCGACGAGCUCCGCGGUUGCAUCUGCCGGGUCUGUCUCUCCGGAUGCUCCCACUCCGGACUAUCAGCCGCCCAGCAACCCUUACUUUGCCGACCUCUCCGAGGCCGUCAAGGCGCAUCCGAUCCUGGGCGACAUGUCGGCCUCGAUCGGGCCCCCAUCUCCCAUCUCGCUGCCGAGCCCGCUCCACCAAGUGCCCGCGAGGCCGCCGGCACAGAACCGGGCAGACUCGGCACCGGGCCCCUCGCUGACGUCCAACUCCACCUCGAGAGCCUCGACGCCGUCGAGCCGGCCAUCCGGGGGGGCGGCAGCCGCGGCGCCGGUCUCGAUCCUGAAGCAGCCCAAGUCGGCGGCGGCGUCGGACCGGCCGGCGGUGCUCUCGGCGCUUCCGAAGCACAUGCAGCUGCAGGCGGGCGCGGCGGCGGCGGCGGCGCCGAUCGCCAAGAUCUUUGUCGAGUGCUGCAGCUGUAAGUUCUACCACGACAUGCCGUCCAAGCUGUACGAGUGCAUGGCCAAGCCGGACGCCGUGGUGGAGGACAAGCUGCUGGGCAUCUCGGGGGCCAUCACGACCAUGGUCAAGUGCCCGUGGUGUCAGCAUAACAUGAGCCGGGCCUGCUGCGCCGGGUACGCGGCGGUCGUGUACCUCAAAGAGAAGCUGCACUAAUCGGACCCUUCCAUCCUCAUCUUCACCGACAUUGUCAUCGAGGAGUGGAGUGGUAGUAGCGGUUUGCGCCUCUUUUUUCUUUUUUUUCCGUUUUUUUUUUCCCGUACGAUGUUGGAGGGAGGGAGAAGGGGCGGUAAUUUCAUGAAGGCGAGGAAGGUUUGAUUGAGAUUGCAGGCAUCUUUUUUCAUCGUCAUCAUAGGGGUGGCCCAAGUGUGACGAGCAGUUUGCUCACCGAGUGCCUU
Messenger RNA from Thermothelomyces thermophilus ATCC 42464, 3983 nucleotides. RefSeq lists its product as uncharacterized. The record is from RefSeq and is a predicted model, not a curated record. Bases 289 to 3741 code for a protein of 1150 amino acids. The transcript has 3 exons. NCBI's taxonomy places the organism in Eukaryota, Fungi, Ascomycota, Sordariomycetes, Sordariales, Chaetomiaceae.